Larimichthys crocea (large yellow croaker) is the source of this 1949-nucleotide messenger RNA. It is a transcript of the gene slc3a2b, whose product is annotated as solute carrier family 3 member 2b. The transcript has 8 exons. Gene Ontology annotation, biological process: phenylalanine transport; carbohydrate metabolic process; L-leucine import across plasma membrane. Lineage: Eukaryota; Metazoa; Chordata; Actinopteri; Sciaenidae. Gene Ontology annotation, cellular component: apical plasma membrane; basolateral plasma membrane. The record is from RefSeq and is a predicted model, not a curated record. Bases 146 to 1804 code for a protein of 552 amino acids. Gene Ontology annotation, molecular function: L-leucine transmembrane transporter activity; L-alanine transmembrane transporter activity; aromatic amino acid transmembrane transporter activity.
CUGCAGUCAGCCCUGUGACUCAGACAGACAGUCAGAGAGACAGACAGACAGGCAGGCAGACAUCACGAACAGCGCCCCGUUUCACGCAUACGCCUGUGUCUUUCAUUUUGAUUAAUUAGCGGUAAAUUGACGGAUCCUCGCCGGUAUGAACACGGAGGAGACGAACGUGGAUCUGAAGGAUGCUGAGACCAAAGAUGCGCAGCCGAAGGAGGCGGCGGAUCCCGCUCAGGUCAGCGCGGAUGCUGACGCGACGGAGGCCGAUGUGAGCGAAGCGGACCUGGACCAGGAGGAGCAGGAGAAGCAGCCGAUGACCGGAGGAAAAGAUCAGGGUGGGGACGCUCCGUCCGCCGGUGCAGAGGUAGCGGGGGCGGAGAAGAACGGCUCCGUGAAGCUGAAAAUCCCGGAGGAGGCGGAGGAGGUGAAAUUUACCGGGCUGAACAAAGAGGAGCUGCUGAGGGUGGCCGGGACCCCGGGCUGGGUGCGGACCCGCUGGGCGUUGCUGGUGGUGUUCUGGCUCGGCUGGUUGGGGAUGUUGGUCGGAGCCGUCCUCAUCAUCCUGCAGGCUCCUCGCUGCAGAGAUCUACCCGCCACCAACUGGUGGAACGAAGGCCCGCUUUACCAGAUCGGAAACAUCCAGGCCUUCACCGACACCCGCAACCUGAAAGGUGUGGAGCAGAAGGUUGGCAGCUUGUCUCAGCUGAAGGUUAGAGGUUUGGUGGUUGGACCGAUCCAUGUUGCUCCAGCGGAUGAAGCCAUGAACCUAAGAUUCGAGGAGGUUUCCCCCGAAGUCGGAAACCUGGAGCAGUUCAAAGGCCUUGUACAGGCCGCUCAUAAGAAGGGCAUCUCUGUGGUUCUGGAUCUGACUCCAAACUACCAGGGAUCAUCUGGACCCUGGUUCUCCAACAUCAGUGUGACCAACGUAGCUGAGAGGCUGAAGUCUGCUCUGGUGUUCUGGCUGAACGAAGGGGUGGAUGGUGUGCAGUUGUCGGGGGUGGAGCGAGUGGCCAGCGUGGUGCCAUCUCUGUGGGCCGACAUCCGAGUCAUCGUCCAGAACGGGACGGACGACCGUCCCAACAAAAGAGUCUUGAUCGGCGUCACAGAACACUCCUCGGCUGAAGACGUGUCCGCCCUCCUCUCUUUUACCGGCGUUGACUUGCUGAUCUCCAGGGUCCUCCUCCCACGCAACAUGGACGCUACGGACCGCGCUGAGACCGUCCAGCUCUUGUACUCAUCCCACAACCAGACCAAGCUGGCCUGGAGCCUGGGGGGGCUGGGCGAUGGUCACCUGGCGUCACUGGUGGGCCCGGCUCUGGUCAAACUGCACCAGCUGCUGCUGCUCACACUGCCCGGGACACCUGUCGUCAACUACGGAGAUGAGAUCGGCCUGAUAGACAAGGGCACCAAGUUUCCCAAGAUGCUUUGGGAGUCUGAUGAAGAGCUAAAUGGGACCGUGCAGGAGGAGCGAGCUGAGCGCCUCUCGUGUCGCAGUUUUUUCCGCAGUCUGAGCGAGCUUCGUGGCAAAGAGCGCUCCCUGCUGUUCGGAGACUUCCUGCUCCUCUCCAACUCCUCCUCCUCUCUGGUGUACCUGCGAGUCUGGGAUCAGAGCAAGCGUUAUCUGGCUGCCUUCAACUGGGCAGAGGAUGCAGCUGUGCUGCAGCUGAACAACGCAGCGCUGCCUCUGCGGGCUGAGGUCGUCUUCAGCACCAACAGCAGCGCGCUGCCUGCAGACAGCAGCGUGGACCUAGCAAACUUGCAGCUCGGCCCUGGGCAGGCCACGCUCCUCAGUUUUCCCUACACCGGAUAGAGUAUAUCUAUUGGAGCUCAGUGAGGUGUUAUUCAAAUGUUCUGGUUCAUAAAUGUUUCCUCACUCACAUUUAUUGUUGAAUAUAAAUGUCAUUGUGAUGAAGCCUGGUGUCUCUGUAUCAUGCAUGCUGUGAAAGCGAAAUAAA